Coccinella septempunctata (seven-spotted ladybird) is the source of this 570-nucleotide messenger RNA. RefSeq names its product endocuticle structural glycoprotein SgAbd-8-like. Gene Ontology annotation, cellular component: chitin-based extracellular matrix. The transcript has 3 exons. Bases 41 to 484 code for a protein of 147 amino acids. The record is from RefSeq and is a predicted model, not a curated record. Gene Ontology annotation, molecular function: structural constituent of chitin-based larval cuticle. Lineage: Eukaryota; Metazoa; Arthropoda; Insecta; Coleoptera; Coccinellidae.
UAUGGAUAGGGUUAGUAAGAAGUUUGAUAACUGAUCAAGAAUGAAAUCGAUUUUCCUUAUUGUAGCUGCACUUUGUGCCACUUGCUAUGCACAACAGCUCUCCACGAAGGAACCUAUUCCAAUUGUCAAAUAUAUCAAUGAAGGUGUAGGACCUGAGGGGGCUUAUCAAUGGGGGUUUGAAGCGGCCAAUGGUAUUGCAGCUGAAGAACAAGGCUCUCUCAAGAAUGCCGGCACAGAAAAUGAAUCUAUUCAAGUCCAAGGAUCUGCAAGAUGGACUUCUGAAGAUGGAACUCCAAUCGAACUCACUUACGUUGCCGACGAAAAUGGAUUCCAACCAAGAGGGGCCCAUCUUCCUACUCCUCCACCAAUCCCAGUAGCAAUUCAGAGGUCACUAGACUGGAUCGCAGCACAUCCUCAGCAAGAAGAGAAUCAGAGGUUUGCCGCCAGUAAUCAACAAUCUGUCUUCAAACAGAGAAAAUACUGAAAACUGUUAAAUUUACGAGGAUAAUUAUCUGUAUAUAAUGUUGUUAUGUUUUCUGAAUAAAUACUAGAGCUGUGGAGAAUUCAAUA